Messenger RNA from Amoebophrya sp. A25, 451 nucleotides. The record is from the annotation of a GenBank genome assembly. Lineage: Eukaryota; Dinophyceae; Syndiniales; Amoebophryaceae.
AAAGGACGUGGUCGGUAGAAGGAUAAGCUUCUCAGACGAAGAAGCGAUCGUUUGCAAGAAGGCAUCGUCAAGGAUAACCGGGAGGAAUGAGGGCCUUGACAAUUACAAUGAGUGUCCUCGUCUGCGUCUUGGCAUUGACGACCAAGCAGUUGCCUUUGAUGAGGAUAGCCCUAGGAUACCAGGCAAAACGUUUACCUUCGGUACUACUGGAGUGGUGCAAGCUUUGCUGUCACCCUCGCGGCACUUGACCAGGUCACGCACUGUAGGAGGCGCGUCGGUAAGACCCAGAGCACCACCGCCACCAAAGGCAAGUUCCGUAAGGCCAAUAAGGCACGCCACUUGGGACCAAAAGAAAAGCGCACGCGUAGUGAGACUCGGCAACAGUACCGGAUCCCUUUGUAAGGGUGGCGUCUUUCAGCGUUCGGGGUCACAACAAUUUAGUGACUCAGAU